Elaeis guineensis (African oil palm) is the source of this 1247-nucleotide messenger RNA. Its product is annotated as alpha carbonic anhydrase 7. Gene Ontology annotation, biological process: one-carbon metabolic process. NCBI's taxonomy places the organism in Eukaryota, Viridiplantae, Streptophyta, Magnoliopsida, Arecales, Arecaceae. The record is from RefSeq and is a predicted model, not a curated record. Gene Ontology annotation, molecular function: zinc ion binding; carbonate dehydratase activity.
CAAAAGCAGCAAAGGUACGGUUUUCCUUUCUAGUCUCUCUGAAGAAAAGGAUUGAUCUGCUCGACUCCACUUCGCUUUUUCUCUUCCCAUUCAAACCCGGGGAGUCGUUCUGCUCUGAGUACAACAUGAAGCCCCAAAGGUUUCUUCUCCUCAGCUCCAUCUUCCUUGCCAUCUUAUUCUUCUUCAGCACAAGCCCUGUGACAUCUCAAGAAGUUGAGGAUGAGAAGGAUUUCAGCUAUGAGAGCGGGAGCGAGACGGGACCCGAGCACUGGGGCGAGCUCCACACGGAAUGGUCGGCUUGUGGGAAGGGCAAACUCCAGUCUCCGAUCGACUUGUCCGACGAAAGGGUGCAGGUGGUUCACCAGUUGGGUCAGCUGCGCAGUUCCUAUCGCCCUGCCGAUGCUGUCAUGAAGAAUCGUGGCCAUGACAUUGAGAUCAAAUGGGAAAAUCACACAGGGGGGAUCUGGAUAAAUGGAACCAAAUACGAUCUCAAACAAUUGCAUUGGCACUCACCAUCAGAGCAUACCAUCAACCGGCACAGAUACUCACUUGAGUUGCACAUGGUUCAUCAAACCACCGACAACAAGACAGCCGUGGUCGGUAUUUUGUACAAAAUUGGCCGCCCUGAUCCAUUCCUUGCCAAGAUGGAGAAAUACAUUAAGAAAAUGGAAGACAUGGCAGAAUCCGAGGAGGAGAAGUUGGGCAUGGUGGAUCCAAGGGACGUAAAAAAGGGGAGUAGGAAGUAUUAUAGAUACAUGGGCUCCCUGACCACUCCUCCUUGCACCGAAGGAGUCGUGUGGACCAUCAUUAGGAAGGUGCGAACAGUUUCAAAACACCAAGUCAACUUGUUGAGAGAAGCCGUCCAUGAUCAUGCGGAGAUGAAUGCAAGGCCUCUACAGCUGCUUAACAAUAGGCCUGUUGGCUUGUAUCGACCUCGAAAGAUUCGAUCUUGAUUCAACGAAUGUUACUUGAAAGUUAGUGCAUUGUGGAGGAUAGCAUGGCAUACUUUGGCUCACCACAGCAGCUGCCGAUCUGUUGGUUUGAUGAGGCAAUUGAUCAAGUUGUUUGAUGCGGCAAUAGAUACGUUUCAUUCUGCUGCUUUCCGCACUUCAGACAUAUUACACCAAUAAAGUUUGUGAGCUAAUUACAGUUUCUUUCUGAUAUUGUCCCAAGCUGCUUAUGUUCAUACAUGUAUAAUGUAUCUUGAAGGAAUGCUUGCUCCAUAAUGUAAAAUCACUACUCAAUAA